Molecule: messenger RNA, 2285 nt
Organism: Phyllostomus hastatus (greater spear-nosed bat)
Lineage: Eukaryota; Metazoa; Chordata; Mammalia; Chiroptera; Phyllostomidae
Gene: ORAI2
Product: ORAI calcium release-activated calcium modulator 2
Exons: 3
Coding region: 38-1006 (322 amino acids)
Biological process (GO): store-operated calcium entry
Cellular component (GO): membrane
Molecular function (GO): store-operated calcium channel activity
Source: RefSeq, a predicted model, not a curated record
CUCUGAGGGGCUGUCUGGGCUCGCCUCGUAGUGAAUCAUGCGUGUGCACUUCCUGAAAAGAACGUUCUUGUUCGAAUAUCUCGGUUGUAACACCGCGGAGUUGACCAUUGCGGACAAGAGGUUCCCUGCAGCAGCGGAUGGAAGGCGCAGGGGCACCGAAGAGACACGUUCACCCCAGGCCCUGGAACCGUUCGGGAUGCCUGACUGUGUUCCUGCCCUGCCCCCCAGCCUGGCCGCUGUCAUGAGUGCUGAGCUCAGCGUGCCCGUGGACCCCUCCACUCCCGUCUGCUCAGAGCCGGCCCACAAGGGCAUGGAUUACCGGGACUGGGUGCGCCGCAGCUACCUGGAGCUGGUCACCUCCAACCACCACUCCGUGCAGGCCCUCUCCUGGAGGAAGCUCUACCUGAGCAGGGCCAAACUGAAAGCCUCCAGCCGAACGUCCGCCCUCCUCUCGGGCUUUGCCAUGGUGGCCAUGGUGGAGGUGCAGCUGGAGACGCAGUACCAGUACCCAAGGCCCCUGCUCAUCGCCUUCAGCGCCUGCACCACGGUGCUGGUGGCCGUGCACCUCUUUGCCCUGCUCAUCAGCACGUGCAUCCUGCCCAACGUGGAGGCCGUGAGCAACAUCCACAACCUCAACUCCAUCAGCGAGUCGCCGCACGAGCGCAUGCACCCCUACAUCGAGCUGGCCUGGGGCUUCUCCACUGUUCUCGGCAUCCUGCUCUUCCUGGCCGAGGUGGUGAUGCUCUGCUGGAUCAAGUUCCUGCCCGUGGACGCACGCCACCAGCCCGGCCCCGCACCUGGCCCCGGCAGCCACACGGGCUGGCACGCUGCCCUCGUGUCCACCAUCAUCAUGGUACCCGUGGGUCUCAUCUUCGUUGUCUUCACCCUCCACUUCUACCGCUCGUUGGUGCGCCACAAAACCGAGCGGCACAACCGAGAGAUCGAGGAGCUGCACAAGCUGAAGGUGCAGCUGGACGGGCACGAGCGUAGCCUGCAGGCUGUGUGAGGGCCGGGGCGGGGCCGGGGCGGGGGCGGGGGCUGGCAGGAGCAGCCUGCAGGUGAGGGCGUUUCAGAGAUGUAGACUGCCAUGAGGCUGCCUGGACACUGCCAGCUAGUUCAAGACCAAAGUUUUACUCCUGUCUUCAUGCUGUAAAAGCUGGAUCAUUUUUCCUCAGGAAGUGGGGAUCCUUAAACGGGAGACUCUGUUGCUAAGAGCUCAGGGCAGAGAAAGGCUGAGCGCUCAGCGCUGGGGAAUCCUGAGACAGGAGCCACAGAAGGGUCGCCCCGUGGCCAAGGGGCUGCGUGGCAGCUGGGUGGCACAUAUGGCAGUGCUGGCCUACUAUGGUCGGGUGGGGGCUGUGGUGAUCGGAUGGGCCCAGGACCACGCUGGGCCUGGUGCUUCCCUCCCCUGCCCUGGGGGCGCUGGGUGGUCCGGCUUGUGGGGAAGGCUGGCACCCGGGGUAUGUGUCAGCCCAGCAGGUGUGCUGGGUGCUCCAGGAGGUGGUAGACUUGUCAGGGCCUGGGGUAGACUCCCAAGGGUGGGGGUCUGGCAGGGUCGGGGAGGCACGUCUGGGAGCAGCCCCCUCGAGGAGGCUGUUAAUGGAGAGGUGCUCUGAAGCAUGCCAGGCUCAAAUUCUUUCUUCCCGGCCUGCCUGGAGCCCUGGCCAACUAACCCAGCAGGGUCACCAGGCUGGGAAGGGCCACAGUCCAGAGCCCUCCAACUCUUGGUCCCUGGAUGCUCUCUGAGCCUGAGUCAGCUGAUCGUCCGGGCGGUGGCCACGGAAGGCUAAGGGCACUUGCUCAGGUGGCCGCGCCUGCCGAUCCCCCUGCUGCCCCUGGUGCCAGGCAGCGGAAGGGGCAGCUUGGGGACUUCCUGCCUGUGGGUGGUGGCACCAGGGGCCAACCCUGGCCACAUGCAGGUCUCACUUAUGACAUGAAACAACUACAGAGAAGGCACACCCCUACACAGUGCCCCCCCCCCCGGGCCCCGGGCCCCUCAGCAGCACACCGGGGACCAGCUCACACGCUCGCUGCCUUCGCAGCAUGGGGGGCUGGUGUUCUCGCCACUGCUCUUCACAGGGGUGGGGCCACCUGAGCCCGUGUUCUCGACUGUUCAUAUGCGGCUGCAGCUCAGCUUCUGUGUGAGUGUGCUGCACCCUGAGCUGCUUUUAUUUUUCCCCAUUUUAUUUUAAUUUUAUUGUUCAAGUACAGUUUUCUGCCUCAUCCCUGCACCUCUCCCCCGCACCCAAGCCAUCCCCACCUCUCUCCCAAUUCCAGCCCCCCUU